CUCUGCUGCAUCUCAUGCAAGCGCAUUACAUGCAGCUUGACUUCCUAGGCCGAGGAGAGUCAGACAUUGUCGUAACGCUGGGAGGGAACACCCCUACGUACCGGCUUCUUGUUUUACAGCUAACCCACGUUGCUUCUGGGCUCAAAUUGUUUUGCCUGCCUCACUGGAAAGGAUCAUAAGGCUUGUCCUUCUCUCUUUUGUUGCUUUUUCACCAAAGAGGUGAAGCAGGAUGAUAGCGGCACAGCUUCUGGCCUACUACUUCACUGAACUGAAGGAUGACCAGGUCAAAAAGAUUGACAAAUACUUGUACGCCAUGCGGUUCUCUGAUGAGACGCUGCGCGACAUCAUGGCCCGCUUCCGAAGGGAAAUGGAGAAUGGAUUGGGACGAGACACUAACCCGACAGCUACCGUCAAGAUGCUGCCCACCUUUGUAAGGUCCAUUCCUGAUGGAUCAGAGAAGGGAGAUUUCAUUGCCCUGGAUCUGGGCGGCUCUAAUUUCCGUAUUCUGCGAGUGAAAGUGUCUCAUGAGAAGAAACAGACCGUGCAGAUGGAAAGUCAGAUAUAUGAGACUCCAGAGGACAUCAUCCACGGCAGCGGAUCACGGUUGUUUGACCAUGUUGCAGAAUGUCUUGGAGACUUUAUGGAGAAACAAAAAAUUAAAGACAAGAAGCUUCCAAUGGGUUUCACGUUCUCAUUCCCUUGUGCACACUCCAAACUGGAUGAGGCUGUUUUGCUAACAUGGACAAAACGCUUUAAGGCCAGUGGGGUUGAGGGAAUGGAUGUAGUAAAGCUCCUAAACAAAGCCAUCAAAAAACGUGGGGACUAUGAUGCAGAUAUCAUGGCUGUUGUCAAUGACACUGUGGGAACUAUGAUGACCUGUGGCUUUGAUGACCAGCGCUGUGAAGUCGGCAUUAUUAUAGGUACUGGCACUAAUGCAUGUUACAUGGAGGAGCUCAGACACAUUGACCUGGUGGAGGGAGAUGAAGGCAGGAUGUGUAUUAAUACUGAAUGGGGGGCUUUUGGAGACGACGGCACAUUGGAGGAUAUCCGAACUGAGUUUGACAGGGAGAUUGAUCGUGGGUCCCCCAACCCCGGCAAGCAGCUGUUUGAGAAGAUGGUCAGUGGGAUGUACAUGGGUGAGCUGGUGAGGCUGAUCUUGGUCAAGAUGGCUAAGGAAGGCCUGCUGUUUGAGGGCCGCAUCACCCCAGAGCUGCUUACAAAAGGAAAAUUUGAGACCAAGCAUGUUUCUGCAAUUGAGAAGAGCAAAGAAGGACUUACCAAAGCCAAGGAGAUUUUGACACGCUUGGGUGUAGAGCCAUCUGAAGACGACUGCAUUGCUGUGCAGCAUGUUUGCGCUAUUGUCUCUUUUCGCUCUGCAAAUCUAAUUGCUGCCACUCUGGGUGCAAUCCUCACACGUCUCAAGGACAAUAAGAACAGCCCGCGCCUCCGCACCACAGUGGGCAUCGAUGGUUCCCUGUACAAGAUGCACCCACAGUAUGCCCGCCGGUUGCACAAAACUGUGCGUCGUCUGGUGCCGGAGUCUGAUGUUCGCUUCUUGCUCUCUGAGAGUGGAAGUGGCAAAGGAGCUGCAAUGGUAACUGCCUGGGCUUCCCGGUUGGCCGAUCAGACACGUCAGAUUGCCGAGACGCUGGCAGAGUUCCGGUUGACCAAAGAACAGCUGCUGGAGGUGAAAAAGAGAAUGAGAACUGAGAUCCAGAAUGGACUGAGCAAGAACACCCAAAGCACGGCCACCGUCAGGAUGCUACCCACUUAUGUGCGGAGCACCCCUGAUGGAACAGAAAAUGGUGACUUUUUAGCUCUGGAUCUUGGAGGUACAAACUUCAGGGUGCUUUUGGUAAAGAUUCGCAGCGGCAAGAGACGAACUGUGGAGAUGCAUAAUAAAAUCUACGCCAUUCCCAUUGAAGUAAUGCAAGGAACCGGAGAAGAGCUAUUUGAUCACAUUGUGUACUGCAUAUCUGACUUCCUGGAUUAUAUGGGUAUGAAGAACGCCCGCCUGCCUCUGGGCUUUACCUUUUCCUUCCCCUGCAGACAAACUAGUCUGGAUGCGGGAAUUCUGGUAACUUGGACAAAGGGCUUUAAAGCCACAGACUGUGAAGGAGAAGAUGUUGUCGGCCUCCUGAGAGAUGCGAUCAAAAGGAGAGAGGAGUUUGAUUUGGAUGUUGUAGCCAUAGUGAAUGACACAGUGGGUACAAUGAUGACCUGCGCAUAUGAGGAACCCACAUGUGAGGUUGGGCUAAUUGCAGGAACGGGUAGCAAUGCCUGCUACGUGGAGGAAAUGCGAAACAUUGAGACGGUCGAUGGAGUGGAUGGCAGGAUGUGUGUGAACAUGGAGUGGGGAGCGUUUGGAGAUAAUGGCUGCCUGGAUGACAUCAGGACUCAGUAUGAUAAUGCUGUGGAUGAUCUCUCCCUCAAUGCCGGCAAACAAAAGUAUGAGAAGAUGUGCAGUGGCAUGUACCUGGGUGAGAUUGUACGGAACAUCCUGAUUGACUUGACAAAGCGUGGCUUCCUCUUCAGAGGACAGAUCUCUGAGACCCUAAAGACCAGGGGCAUCUUUGAAACCAAGUUCCUUUCCCAAAUCGAGAGUGACCGUUUGGCGCUACUGCAGGUCAGGUCCAUUCUGCAGCAUCUGGGCCUGGACAGCACAUGCGACGACAGUAUUAUUGUCAAGGAAGUGUGUGGAGCUGUUUCCCGCCGGGCUGCCCAGCUCUGUGGAGCAGGAAUGGCCGCUGUUGUAGACAAAAUCCGAGAGAACCGUGGUCUGGACCAUCUGGAUAUCACCGUUGGGGUGGAUGGCACUCUGUAUAAGCUCCAUCCACAUUUCUCACGGAUAAUGCAUCAGACUGUGAAUGAGCUCGCCCCCAAAUGCAACGUCAACUUCUUGCUCUCAGAAGAUGGAAGCGGGAAAGGCGCCGCCUUGAUCACUGCUGUUGGCUGCCGCCUCCGCCAGCAAGAACAAAAGAGCUGAACCCUCCGUCGAACAAGCCCUCAGCUCCUUCUCUAGCUCUCUCGCAGAGCGUAUACAUUUCCACUCGCAGCUGUGACUCAGCUGUCAUCCACCACGAUCCGGCACAUCCUUCUGCUCAUGCCCAGAGCUGUGAUUUGACCCCUUUGCUUCUUAUCUCACUCCUACAUGUUCCCGUCAGCCUUUCUCUGUGUAUGUCUUUGUGUGUUAUUAGGGGUUGGUCUAUCUGUGUCCACCCAAACUAUAUAAAGAUGUUAAACUGUUGUUAAAGUAUUUAUGGAUGUAUAUUGGAAAAAGGGAAGAAAUGUAAACACAUUACAAACAUUAAAGUUAAGAUAUUUGACCAAG
Messenger RNA from Onychostoma macrolepis, 3331 nucleotides. RefSeq names its product hexokinase 1 (gene hk1). NCBI's taxonomy places the organism in Eukaryota, Metazoa, Chordata, Actinopteri, Cypriniformes, Cyprinidae. Gene Ontology annotation, molecular function: ATP binding; fructokinase activity; mannokinase activity. The coding region runs from base 230 to 2986 and encodes 918 amino acids. Gene Ontology annotation, biological process: intracellular glucose homeostasis; glucose 6-phosphate metabolic process; glycolytic process. The record is from RefSeq and is a predicted model, not a curated record. Gene Ontology annotation, cellular component: cytosol; mitochondrion. The transcript has 18 exons.